Molecule: messenger RNA, 1182 nt
Organism: Caenorhabditis remanei
Lineage: Eukaryota; Metazoa; Nematoda; Chromadorea; Rhabditida; Rhabditidae
Exons: 2
Coding region: 1-1182 (393 amino acids)
Cellular component (GO): nucleus
Source: RefSeq, a predicted model, not a curated record
AUGCAAAAUGACGACGAUGAAGAGCGUUAUGUGGAUCUCGAUGUUGAGGGAAAUGAAAUUGCCAGAGAUGGAGUGAAGAAAGAAGAUGAUUCAACAGAACAUAUCGUAGUAGAUGAUGAUGAUAGUGAAGACAAAAAGAAGGCUCAGGCAGGUCAACUCGGAGCCUCGUCGACUGGUGGAUGGGUUCAUAGAAAUAUUGGUGCUCGUGGAGCCAAAUCUCCGUAUGAUUCAGUAGCUCGCAAUCCACUCUUUGUUGAUGCAUCUCAAGUUGCUGACAGUGAACUGCUACUGCUUUCAAACCACUAUCAUCCGUCUGUUGCCGUGUUUGCUAAGGCUUUGAUGGAGGGAAGAGAAAUUAAUUAUGGAGGAGAGGCGCUCAACGAUUUCACUCUUAUGGCAUUCCUUGAUAGAUUUGCUUUCCGUAAUCCGAAAGAUGUCACCAAGACAACCGGAAGUCGAAUUGUUAGAAAGAAGUCUCAUGAUCCAUGGGGAGUCAGAAAGUUGGCUGUCGGUUCUAAUGAAUACACUCGGAAACGUCGUGAGGAGAUCCCUGCGGACGAACGGUUCCUUCAUCGUUACACUUCUAGUUUGAACAAAGAGAAGAAUGUGAAAAAGGAGUCAGGAGAAGAUGAGUGGGAAUACGCCGAAUCUGUUAACUCUGAAGAAUUCGAUCAACUGCUGGAGAGAUUCGAACCGGGAGAGCUCAACGAGGAGUUUGAUAUCGAUUACAGUAAGGAGUUCGGAGCUGAGAAGAGCAAGAGAAACAAGAAGAAGGCAGUUGACGAGGAAGACGUGGAUAUAGAUGAAGAUGAUGAUUUGGAUUUGAAUGAUUUGAACGAGGAUGACGAUGGCGGCGAUACUGUAGACGACGAUGAUGAUGAGGUGGAAGACGAUGGCGAGGAAGAAGAUGAUGAAGAUGAGGACGACGACGACGACGAUGAAGAAGGCGGUUUCGGUGGGAAGAGCUCUGCCAACAUUUUUGGAGAAGACGAUGGAUCAUGUGAUGAAGAAAUCGGAGCCUAUGAUUAUGAAAUGACUGGUGAUAAAUUCGCUGAGAUGCUCAAAGAUCUCGAAGAAGAGGAGGAGAAGAGCGGAAAGAAUAAGAGUGGAAAGAAGAGAGGAAUCAAGAGAAGAGGUGGUGGAUUCAAGCGAGGAGGUGCCAAAAAGUUCAGAAAACAUUGA